GCACUCCUUAGAGGAGCCUUGACUCAACAAAGUGCCGUUAUUCUUGUCUGCAUGGCAAUUGAUCGUUACGUUUGUAUGCUGCAUCCUCACCAUUAUCAUAAGCACGCAUCUAAAAAGUAUUACAUGCGGCAGGGUUGCGUGGCCGUGAUGUCGACUACGUGGAUAGCAAGCGUGGCGAUUUUUGGUGCUCUCGUGCUUCCAAGAGGUGGUUAUUACUUCAACGGCUCCGGUCUUCUCGCCUGUGAUCCUUUCUUCGCCAGAGCUUCCCUCAGGAUCCUCGCGUGCUGCUGUUUCUAUUUUCCCACAACAAUGGUGUUGAUGUACUGCUACGGUUCAGCCUUCCAUGUUAAUAAACUACGCCUCAAAAGGGUGGUUUGCGUUAAUACCCCGGAAGUCGUUAGGGGAGGCCACAUGGAGAGGCUUGUAGCUCACGAAAGGCGACUGUCUACUUCUGCCUCACGAACAAUGGCCGCAAUGAGUUUAGGAUUCAUUGUAAUGGUCACACCAUGGACGAUCCAGGAAGUUGUUGCAGCUUGUACCGGAAGCAAACCACCGCCAUUCCUUGACUUUCUUGCCACGUGGCUUGCCCUAUCCAACAGCUUUUGGAAUCCAUUUCUCUACUGGUUAUUCAACAAUCACUUUCGCCGGAUUUCCAGAGAACUUCUUUACACUAAAAUAUUAUGUAGACCAAAGCCAUUGGGGUCGAAACAGCACUGCUGCGCGACCAGCACAGGUGGUCUUGAUGUUUGCAGUAUGGGUGGAGUUGACUUAUCAGGUUUAGAACGCUGUUCAAUAGAUCGUUGUUCAAUGGCUCGGUGUUCCUCUUUAUCAUUAACUAAUACAUUACCACUUCCCUGGGAAACUGGACACAUAGCACAUAGUGAUACAACACCUACGUGA
Molecule: messenger RNA, 900 nt
Organism: Dufourea novaeangliae
Lineage: Eukaryota; Metazoa; Arthropoda; Insecta; Hymenoptera; Halictidae
Product: trace amine-associated receptor 1
Exons: 6
Biological process (GO): neuropeptide signaling pathway
Cellular component (GO): membrane
Molecular function (GO): corazonin receptor activity
Source: RefSeq, a predicted model, not a curated record